GCCGUCUCGCGGCGAUCAGCCUGGAUGCGUCUCCCAGCUCUGGAUUUAUGGCACGCAGCUGUUGAGCGCCUGACAGACGAGUGAGGAGCUCGAGCGCUGCUGCCUCUCAAGCUGCUGGGAGCAGCUCAGGAUCUGCUGCUUUGGAAAAAGGACUGCUGUGCCUCAACACGCAACCCAGAUGGUUCGGGAGCAGUAUGUCAGCACCACCCAGGGCGUCAGCGCCCCCCGGCCCGUGCCCGACCACAUCUACAAGAUCGGCAUCUACGGCUGGAGGAAACGCUGCCUCUACCUGUUUGUGUUGCUCCUCAUCGUCAUCCUGGUGGUCAACUUUGCCCUCACCAUAUGGAUCCUCCGGGUGAUGUGGUUCAACGCGGAAGGAAUGGGACUCCUCCAAGUACACCCCGAUGGAGUAAAGCUGGAAGAAGGCGAGUCUGAGUUUCUUUUCCCGGUCUAUGCUCAGGAGAUUCACUCCAGAGAAGACACUCCCCUAGUUGUGCAUUCAUCAGAAAAUGUUUCCCUUAAUGCCCGCCAUGAGAAUGGGAACGUUACGGGGAGGACAUCUGUGGGUCCCAAAGAGGCUCAGGGACACACUCACAACAUGCUCUUAAACUCCCCCAACAACAACAUGCUGUUCAGUGCAGAUGGCGAGCAGACUUUGAUUGGUCCGGACAAACUCCGAGUCACAGGUCCUGAAGGAGCUCUGUUCCAGCAUUCUGUGGAGGUGCCGCUGCUGAAGUCAGAACUUUUGAAAGACCUGAAGCUGGAAUGCCCGACCCGCUCUGUGACAAUGGACGCACCAAAGGGAGUUCAUCUCAAAGCUCUGGCUGGAAACAUAGAAGCUGCUUCCAACAUGGACGUCAUCCUGCAGUCGACUUCAGGGCUGCUGGUGCUGGAUGCAGAGACGGUGCGCAUGCCAAGCCUGCCGCUGAGCAAAGGAGGCGUUUCUGGAAAUACUCAGGAUCUGUUUGAGGUCUGUGUCUGUCACAGUGGAAAGCUCUUUCUGUCCAAAGCUGGACGAACUUCCACCUGCAGCGAAAAUCAGGACUGCUAGGUGGACUCUGACAGUCAUCAAUUUUCUUUCUCUCUCAAGAAGCAUCUUUUGGGAGGCAACGAGCACAACUGUUUAUAUGGGGCUCAAGUUUUCUUCCUUUUCUUUUUUUAAUGCUCAGACCCAAGUGGGUCUGCAAUUUUCCCACUUACACAUUAAGCUGUGUAAAAAUUAAAAAAUGCAUCCUGCCACGCCCCGAAACACAGCCUCUUGCAGUUGAAGUAAUGUGGGUCUAUUGAACUAUUGAAGUGAUGCAAAUUUGCGUUCCAGCUUAAAAAUAUGUGCAUCACAGAUUUAUGAGAAUGUUUUUACACAUGCAGUAUUAUGGCUGGGCAAUGAGGAGCUGGUAACAGCUUACAUCCUAUGCAAUAUUAUCUUGUGGUGCAAUAAAUUAAGUUAAUGCAUAUCAAGGCCUUGGAAAACUGGGACAUAAAUUGUAUUAGAUUUUUUUAAAUUCUAGAAAUAUUUAUUUUAGUUAAUGAUGCCUUCAUCCAAUACUCCAAGCCCUUGGUAUGUGGUGUUUUUUUUGUUUUUUUUUUUAGAAUUUAGUGUUACUUUAUUUAACUACAGGAGGGAUUGGAAAUGGUGGUUUGGAAUUUUGAGUUUGCUAUAGACAGUUUAGAGACUAGAGGCUUUUCUUUCCCUUCUUUUAAGUGAAUUCUAAGUACAGUUAUGUGAAGUGACUCUAUCGUUGUUGCUAAUUUUAAAUAAGAAGAACCACAUGAUAAGUUCAUCAACACAUAUAAUGGAUCUUUCUCAUGGUAUGUUUUGCCCAUCUUAUUUUAGAGCUCCUUAUAUAACCAAGGAAACCACAAGAAAGUCACAAACAGGCCUGUUUGUUAAUUUGUCAAAUAUAAAGUCAAAGGAAGCUAGUAGAGACAAUGGAAACAUUAAGUUUUACCACAGCGACAUGGAGGUAGAAACAAAACAAGAGUAACAAACCUUAGUCAGGGAUAUUUGAAUGAAUAAAGGAGGAAAUGAUUGUUUAUAACUGAGUCAGUGCUUUGCAUCAGAUGUGUUUUCUUUUAACACAUUGUGCAGACCAGGAGCUCAAUAUUUGCCUUCACUGUAUGGAUGGAAGUGUCUGUUUGCAGCAUCUGAAAUAUUUUUUUUAAAGGUAAAUGUUUUUGUAAUGACGGUUUUUGUGAGUGAAGGAUUGGUGUAUUUUACAUGCCUGUUUUUAUCGCAGUUUUUUGUAUUGAUUGUGCUGUGUUGGCAUUGUAAUAUGAAAAUAAGGGAGAAUAAAGGUGAUAAGCAGUUCUCACCUCAGGUCUGUCAUAUUUUAACAAAUGUAAUGUUUAUUUAUUCAUUUUAUAUGUGAAAUAAAUGUUGGUUUGCUUUUAUUUA
Molecule: messenger RNA, 2395 nt
Organism: Xiphophorus hellerii (green swordtail)
Lineage: Eukaryota; Metazoa; Chordata; Actinopteri; Cyprinodontiformes; Poeciliidae
Gene: sgcg
Product: sarcoglycan, gamma
Exons: 8
Coding region: 179-1051 (290 amino acids)
Biological process (GO): heart contraction; cardiac muscle tissue development
Cellular component (GO): sarcoglycan complex; sarcolemma
Source: RefSeq, a predicted model, not a curated record